UCGCUCAUCAAGUACGCAGACUGACUGACAAGCAGGAACACAUUGGAGUAAUUGAUUGAAUACCAAUGCACCCCAUUUGAAAGAGGCACCAGCCUGAACUACUCCUCUUUUUGUCCCUUGCAACUCGUGUUCGGUGAUUUUUGAAUGGAUCCGUUAGUGCGGAACCGGACCAGUACAUAUAUUUUCUAGAUCAAAAAAUAAUUGUAAACAAUUUUACAAUACAUGAAUACAAGUACCAAUAGAAACUAAAAGUAAAUUAAAGUACAAUACAUAUACAAAUAUUAAUUAAAACAUGAAACCACUACGGAGAAGACUGGAACCUUUUUAUCAAGUCGGGUCAGGUCGGACGCUUUUUACUGAAACACAGCGAAACACGGAAGUAGAGCGUUGCUAGUCUGUUUCUUCUGGUGGUUUUGCCUUAUUUCUCACGUAAAUCUUGAUUUAAGAAAAACAAUGGCAGUGAGUGCGGUUCACCUGGAGUCUGACGCCUUUCUGGUGUGCAUGAAUCACGCAUUGAGUACCGAGAAAGAAGAAGUGAUGGGUUUAUGCAUCGGAGAGGUAGAAUCGACAAGGAUCGUCCACAUUCACUCUGUCAUCAUCCUCCGCCGCUCUGACAAGAGGAAAGACCGAGUGGAGAUCUCCCCGGAGCAGUUGUCCGCCGCCUCCACAGAGGCUGAGCGUCUGGCCGAUAUGACAAGCAGACCGAUGCGGGUGGUCGGCUGGUACCACUCCCAUCCACACAUCACUGUGUGGCCCUCGCACGUCGACGUCCGCACUCAGGCUAUGUACCAAAUGCUGGACCAGGGAUUCGUAGGUCUCAUCUUUUCCUGCUUCAUUGAGGACAAGAACACCAAGACGGGCCGAGUGCUGUACACUUGUUUCCAGUCGGUUCAAGCCCAAAAGGGCUCCGAGUACGAGCGUGUGGAGAUUCCUAUCCACGUUGUCCCGCGGGAGGCCAUCGGUAAAGUGUGCCUAGAGUCGGCGGUGGAGCUGCCGCGGAUCCUCUGUCAAGAGGAACAAGAUACAUAUCGCAAGAUCCACAGCCUGGCCCACUUGGACCCUGUGACGAAGAUCCACAACGGGUCAGUGUUCACAAAGAACCUGUGCAGCCAGAUGUCAGCGGUGAGCGGACCACUGCUGCAAUGGCUAGAGGACCGACUGGAGCAGAACAAGCAGAGCAUCGUGGAGCUCCAGCGGGAGAAGGAGAGACUGACGCUGGAGCUGAGUGCUCCCUGAGUUGGAAAAGGAACUCUGGGGGCAUCUGCUGGUGUUGUAGGCAAGACAUUGUUUUGACAGCAAUAUUCAGACACAACAUUGAAGUAUAUGUGGCCAUUUAGUUUUAAAUGUCUUUGUUAUGUGUCUGUACCUCCACCUCUUUCGGUUUUUGUUGAGGUUCUGCCUUAUGUUUAUCUUCACCUUCUCCUACUUAUCCCAGUGGUGUCUAUAGUGCAGCCCGAGGGCCAUUUGUGGUCCAUUGCGCAUUGUAGAAAUCUUUUUUUUUUUUAAAGCAACACAAAACUAGCAAUAGUGCCAAAAGUCACAAUGUAGGGAGAAAAUGUUGAAAUGACUUCAAAUAUACAAUUUCAUUUUUUUUUUUUUACAAAAUUAAAAAAAUAAGAUACCCAAAUGCCCAUCCUUUGAUUUUUUUUUUCCACAUGUGGUCCUCAGAGGAAAAAAAAUCCCCAGAAUUACUGUUCAGCGGUGGUGUCGAAAUUGCAGUCCGGGGGCCAUUUAUAGCCCGCAGCUAAAUUUUUAUUGGCCCGCAACAUUGUAUGGCUUUUUUUGGACAUGCUUAACAGGUUACAAAAGGAAUGUCCUGUGAGUAUAAUUGCAACAUGUCGGAAAAGAAUGAGGAAGAAGCAGAGCUUAUUUAAUUGUACCCCUUCUCCAUACCUAUUCGGGAUGAAAUUGAGAAAUCGAGAUCUUGAUUCACAUUAAACUGUAAUGGCUGACGCGUCCGCCUCACUUUCCCUGUCCCCAGCAGGCCUCGCUGGCCAGGGCGAGUUGGCUCCGCGGCCCUGGUGCUACCCACUUACGGCAGGAGUGAUUUGCAUGAAUUGACCGUCUUUAUUACAUGCAUGAAUGUACUGUCCAGUGAGCGAGUGUGCCAUGUUUUUGACUUGAUGGAUUAUGUUCAGUCUUUAUGUUCGGACAAAUGACAAACAUGUCCUUGUAGAUAUUGUAUAAUGUACAUGAAGAAAAUAAAAUUAACAUGUCAAAUCAGGUUUUUGU
Messenger RNA from Dunckerocampus dactyliophorus (ringed pipefish), 2232 nucleotides. It is a transcript of the gene brcc3, whose product is annotated as BRCA1/BRCA2-containing complex, subunit 3. The record is from RefSeq and is a predicted model, not a curated record. Gene Ontology annotation, cellular component: BRCA1-A complex; BRISC complex. NCBI's taxonomy places the organism in Eukaryota, Metazoa, Chordata, Actinopteri, Syngnathiformes, Syngnathidae. Gene Ontology annotation, molecular function: cysteine-type deubiquitinase activity; metallopeptidase activity; polyubiquitin modification-dependent protein binding. Gene Ontology annotation, biological process: double-strand break repair. The coding region runs from base 454 to 1236 and encodes 260 amino acids. The transcript has a single exon.